Messenger RNA from Diabrotica virgifera virgifera (western corn rootworm), 2038 nucleotides. RefSeq names its product protein AATF. The transcript is spliced from 2 exons. Gene Ontology annotation, biological process: regulation of transcription by RNA polymerase II. Gene Ontology annotation, cellular component: nucleus; nucleolus. The record is from RefSeq and is a predicted model, not a curated record. Bases 477 to 1931 code for a protein of 484 amino acids. NCBI's taxonomy places the organism in Eukaryota, Metazoa, Arthropoda, Insecta, Coleoptera, Chrysomelidae.
AUAUAAGUCAAAUUUAAACGUUCAUGUCAAAAAAGUGCACACAAAUGUAUCAGUUUCUGCUUCGGUUUCUGCAGAAACUAAAACAAUUUAAAAUAAAUGUUCUCUGUGUAAUUAUCAUGCAACUUUUAAAAAGGACUUUAUUAUGAAACUUCUCAUAGCAUUCCUAUGCAAUACGAUACAAUAGAGUUUUCCAACCAUGAUGACUUUAUUUCUUGGAAGAAUAAAAUAGUAACUACAUUGAUUUGUAUAUACAUUUGUAAUAUUUUUUGAAUAAUAAACAGGCCCAUUUCGGGAUUCAAGUUUAUAUAGGCAACACAAAUUACACGCCGCUAAGCAACGGGUCAGGAUCUAGAAUCGAGUACAAACAACGAACUAUCCACAUGUGUCAAAAGUCAAAACAUAACCUAAUUUUUUCAGAUAUGGUUCAGUGGUUCUAGAUUUUGUAAAGGUCUUUAUAAUUACAAUUUAAAAAUAAAAUGAAUAAAAAAACGUUGGCUGACAAAAUUUCAUCACUUUUAACUACCACUCCUGAUGAAUUAGACCCGGAAGAUAAUUACGAGGAUGAUACCACGGCGAAAUUAAAUACAGAAUAUCCUCAAGAACAUGGAGAAGAAACUAAUCAAGGGAGCAAGUUUAGAAAAGACAACAUUGAUCUAUUAGCUGACGUUGAUGAAAGAUAUGCCGGCAAAAAAGGAAGCAGAAGGCAUUUAAAUCCUGAUAAUGAUUCUAGCGAAUUUUCUGAAUCUGAUAAUGAUGUAGAAGAUGCAGAAUCUGAUAAUUCAAAUGAAGGGCAAGACGAACUUGAAGAUGAUGAGAAUGAUAGCAAUGAAUCUGAGAAAUCAAAUUCUGAUGAUGAAUCAAUUGAUUCAGAUCAAGAAUAUGAUGAUAAUUCUGACAACCCAGAAUUAGAAGAUACAUCCAAUUUCGAAACUUUAAAAACUACAGAUGUUUCAACUCAAGCUAAAAAAGGAUUAUGUGUAAAAAAUCAGAUGCAUAUUUGGGAGAGUCUUCUUGAAAUGAGAAUUCAGGUUCAAAAGUGUUUAUUAACUGCUAACAAAAUGCCCAACUAUGAAAAAUAUAAGGAGAUAAAGAAAGAAUCAGGACAAGAUUUUAGCACUACUGUUGAGAAAACCAAAAACACUGUAUCUACUUUACUUGACAAAUUUUUAUGUUUACAGGAUCUUAUGUGGAAAAAAUAUCCUGAAACAAAGAAACUUGUGUCAUCAAAUAAAAAAGCUGAAAGUGACGAUCCUGAUGAUGAAGAGAUUCCAAGUGAUACUGAAGAUGAAGCUGAUGCUGAUUUAAGUGAUGAUGAAAAUGAAGAAAGUCCUAAAAAGAGGCUGAAGAUUGCAGAUUUUGGAAAUCAUUUACAACAAAAGCAUAAUUUAUACAAAGAUUAUAGAAACAGUGUGAUUAAAAAAUGGCAUGAAAAAACUAGAAUGCCAGUUUUAAAAAAUACUACCAGCAAUCACUCCAUUAUCCAACAUAUUGAACAUUCCUUAGGUGAUAAAGACAAAUUAAUCAAAAGAACAAGAUUAAAAAGAAGUGAUUACAAAAUCAUUGGAGAGGAUAGUGCCAGUGAUAUUGAAGAGGACAGUAAACAAGAAAAAUCAAGUGAAGAAUACAAUAGUGAAAUAUUUGAUGAUGAUGACUUUUAUCAUCAACUUCUGAGGGAACUGAUUGAGUUUAAAUCAUCAUCUUUAACAGAUCCUGUGCAGUUAGGUAGACAGUGGGUACAACUACAAAAUUUGAGAAGUAAGAUGAAAAGAAAAAUAGACACAAAGGCAACAAAAGGUAGAAAAAUUAGAUAUGCUGUGCAUACCAAGUUGGUUAAUUUUAUGGCCCCUAUUGAUGACAAUUUAUGGACUGAUGAGGCAAAAACUGAAUUGUUUGGAUCAGUGUUUGGAAAAACACAGACCACUGGUUCAUAAUUGGUUCACAAUGAAGUUAAUAUAAAAUGUAUUGUAAGUACAUAUUAUGUAUAUAAAUAUUUACAUAGGAUUUAUAUCUAAUUAUCAAUAAAUCUGUUUUUUAUCUA